UUUUUUUUUAUCCGGAACCUGAUUAGCUCAUUAAGGAGAAACUCAUUUUCCUUGGAAAUCAGCAGCUCCCUAAUUAAUUGUGAUCCAUAAUUAGAAGCUAAUGAAGGUAACCCGGACACCGCGGAGCUGCUCCGUGGAUUUGCUGCUGCAUUUUUGGAUCUUCUCCCUGGAUUUUGCCCUCAGCAGAGCUCCUGGAAUCUGGGCUGGGCCAUCUGAUCAUCCCAAAUCCACAUCCCGGGGUUUUCAUGGAGUGAUCCAAGGGAUGUGUGGGCUGGGAAGAGGGAGUUUUGCUCCUCCUUCCUCCCAGAUUCCGGAGCCUCGGGAUUGGGAAUGAGCCUGUCCCCAGCACCAGGAUAAAAAUAUCCCAAGGGAGUGGGCGAAGGAUCGGGAGGAGCAGGAUUGGCUCCAUGGGAACGGGAGAAUCCCGGAAUCCUGGAACGACUGGCCGGAUCGAGCCGAACUAUCCCAAAGUUUGCGGUCACCAGGGAAACGUGCUGGACAUCAAGUGGAACCCCUUCAUUGAGAACAUCAUCGCCUCCUGCUCCGAGGACACCUCGGUGCGGAUCUGGGAGAUUCCGGAGGGCGGCUUGAAGCGGAACAUGACGGAGGCGGCGCUGGAGCUGUACGGACACAGCCGCCGCGUGGGGCUGCUGGAGUGGCACCCGACCACCAACAACAUCCUCCUCAGCGCCGGCUACGACUACAAGGUGCUGAUCUGGAACCUGGAGAUCGGCGAGCCGGUGAAGAUGAUCGACUGCCACGCGGACGUGAUCCUCUGCAUGUCCUUCAACAGCGACGGCAGCCUCCUGGCCACCACCUGCAAGGACAAGAAGCUGCGCGUGCUGGAGCCGCGCUCCGGGAGGGUCCUCCAGGAGGCCAGCUGCAAGAACCACCGCGUCAACCGCGUGGUUUUCCUGGGAAGCACCAAACGGCUCCUGACCACGGGAGUGUCCCGCUGGAACACCCGGCAGAUCGCCCUGUGGGACCAGGAAGAUUUGUCCAUGCCCCUGAUGGAGGAGGAGAUCGACGGGCUCUCGGGGCUCCUCUUCCCGUUCUACGACGCCGACACCCACAUGCUCUACCUGGCUGGGAAGGGCGACGGCAACAUCCGAUACUACGAGAUCGGCUCGGAAAAGCCCUACCUGAGUUAUCUCAUGGAAUUCCGCUCGCCGGCUCCGCAGAAAGGGCUGGGUAAGGCUGGAGGACACGGCCUGGACGUCUCCGCCUGUGAAGUUUUCCGUUUCUACAAACUCAUCACCCUCAAGGGGCUCAUCGAGCCCAUCUCCAUGAUCGUCCCGAGGCGGUCGGAGACGUACCAGGAGGACAUUUAUCCCAUGACUCCGGGGACAGAGCCAGCCCUGACCCCGGACGAGUGGCUCAGUGGGAUCAACAGAGAUCCCAUCCUGGUGUCGCUGAAGGAGGGAUACAAGAAGAAUUCCAAGAUCGUCUUCAAGGCGCCGGUGAGGGAGAAGAAGAGCGUGGUGGUCAACGGGAUCGACCUCCUGGAGAACGUCCCGCCCCGCACGGAGAACGAGCUGCUGCGGAUGUUCUUCCGGCAACAGGACGAGAUCCGGAGGAUGAAGGACGAGCUCUCGCAGAAGGACAUUCAGAUCCGGCAGCUGCAGCUGGAAUUAAAGAACUUCCGGAACAGCCCCAAGAACAAUUGACUCCAGGGACGUUUUCUAAAGACAUUCCUUUGUUUCUACUCCCGAAUUCCUUGGAUCCACUCACCCAGAACACAAUUCCGAGAGCCUGGAAUCACGUCCUGCGCGUCUUGUCCGGCACUAAUCCCGCUCUAACCUGAUUCCUGGGAAAGCCUGGAGGCUCCCAGUACGUCGGAGCCGUGUCCUGUCCGUCGGGAGGAGCCAGCCCGGGGCGGAUUCCCGGGAAAGCACGAAGCUUCCUUGCUAUUAAUUUUUUUUCCUAUGCAAAAAAUGUGACAGCGGGAGCGGAACUGGAAAACGGGGCGGGAAGAGGGAAGGGCUUGAUCGUCAAAGGGGUUUCCAUGUGGGAAUCUGGGAUCCUUCCCGUGCUGGGACACUGGGAUCAUUCCCAUGGGAGCAGGACAGGAUCCUUGCUGUGGUGGGAAACUGGGAUCAUUCCCAUGGUGGGAUUCUGGGAUCCAUCCCAUGGGAACAGGAUGGGAUCCUUCCCAUGGUGGGAACCUGGGAUUUUUCCUGUAGAUGUAACCUGGGAUCUGUUCCAGGAUCC
Lonchura striata (white-rumped munia) is the source of this 2211-nucleotide messenger RNA. NCBI's taxonomy places the organism in Eukaryota, Metazoa, Chordata, Aves, Passeriformes, Estrildidae. The record is from RefSeq and is a predicted model, not a curated record.